Colletotrichum orchidophilum is the source of this 204-nucleotide messenger RNA. RefSeq lists its product as uncharacterized. The coding region runs from base 1 to 204 and encodes 67 amino acids. The transcript has 2 exons. The record is from RefSeq and is a predicted model, not a curated record. NCBI's taxonomy places the organism in Eukaryota, Fungi, Ascomycota, Sordariomycetes, Glomerellales, Glomerellaceae.
AUGGUUAUGCAGCCGAAGGCAGCAAAAGUCCGAGCCAGACACGACGCCGAGAUACAAUAUCUGAAGCUCAUGGCCGAAGGAAAGGCAAAGGGUAUCAUGGAGCGAUUGGACUUUGUCGAAAACACGAACAGUGCCCUUGAGGUGGGACUAGAAGAACAAUCAGGAAAAUUAGCGCACGUCACCAUCGAGUUGGGAUCGACUUAG